This is a messenger RNA of Dendronephthya gigantea, 2583 nucleotides long. RefSeq names its product E3 ubiquitin-protein ligase TRIM33-like. Gene Ontology annotation, cellular component: nucleoplasm; chromatin. Lineage: Eukaryota; Metazoa; Cnidaria; Anthozoa; Malacalcyonacea; Nephtheidae. The record is from RefSeq and is a predicted model, not a curated record. The transcript is spliced from 5 exons. Gene Ontology annotation, biological process: positive regulation of DNA-templated transcription. The coding region runs from base 82 to 1812 and encodes 576 amino acids. Gene Ontology annotation, molecular function: ubiquitin-protein transferase activity; zinc ion binding.
GGAAGGUGUAUUUUGAUCACAGACUUGUGUGUGAUGUGAUACACGUAUAAGAGUUACACAAGGUAAUAUAGACUAACAACUAUGGCUACAGCGCCAGAACGUUCUGCUACGAACGGGAUAGAAGAACUAUUGACGUGCUGCAUUUGUACAGAAACAUUGGAUGAACCGAAGACGCUUCCCUGCUUUCAUUCGUUCUGUAAGAAAUGUCUCGCGAGAUAUAUUGAAGUUGAACGAGAGAAAGCCAAAAAGAAAGACCAGCAUUCGUUCGACUGUCCUAUGUGCCGAACCAAGUUUGAACUCAAAGAAGGCGAUAGCGUUGAACGAAUUCCGCCAAAUUACUUCAUCAACGCCUUGUUAGAUAUUCUGCCGGUCAUACAACAACAAACACAGAAGCUACAUUGUGAAUCUUGCAAAGUAGCUGAAGCAUCAGUCACACACAGAUGUAUUGAAUGCGAACGUUAUCUCUGCAAGAACUGCUUGACAGCGCACAACAACUGGCCAGACUUCAAACAACAUGAUGUGAUGACGUUGGCAGAAUUAGCAAAACCUGAGAAUCAAGGCAAAGCAAGAGGAAAGCCACGUUGUAAGAAGGAAGGACACGGAAUUAAACCUCUCGUGUUUUAUUGCAAUACCUGCGAGGAGCUGGCUUGUAUAAACUGCGUUGUCUUAAACCAUUCCAAGGCUAACCACGACUAUCAACCUGUCGAUACAGUGGCUAAGCAGCACAAGAAAGCCUUGAAGACAACUUCCGCUGACUUACACAGGAAGUCUAACGAAGUUAAAGUAACCUUACGAAAAAUAGAUCAUGCUACUAAAAAUCUGCAAGCAAAAACCAAAAGGGCUAAAGAUAUGAUCCUGGAACAAGAAAAAGAAAUCUUGCAAGAGUUCACCAAGAAAGUUAAACACAACACAGCAGUCUUGCUUCAGGAAGUCGAAAGGAUACACAGCGGGGUGGAACAUAAACUUGUGAAACAACAUAACGAGAUUAAAGCCUAUUAUGAGAAGGUAAAUGGUUCGCUGGAUUUUGCAAAGAAUAUUAUCGAAAAAGCAAGUAGUGAAGAAGUCCUUUUGCUUGGUACAGAGAUCCAGGUUAACGCUAAAUGUAUCGAAACGCAUUGUCCAAAGAUUGCAGAGCCAAUUCACAAUGGCGUCAUUGAAUACCAGGCAAAAUCAACCCAAACUAUUGUUGGCAAUAUUAACCUGAACGACCCAGGAAUAGUAGUUGACCCAGUAGAAUCCUUAUGUGACAAAUCAACCAUCUUGGAAGGUAACAUUGAACAUGUGAAGCCACUUGUAGAGUGGAUGGAAGAUAAGAAGUUUGGUUGGCAACUUUGUUAUCGAGCUUCUCUUGACGGUUGGGGGGCAGAGGAUUUUCAUAGAAAUUGUGACGAUGUUGGACCUACAGUGACCUUGGUGAAAUGUGGAACCAACAUCUUUGGUGGUUUUACUGAUCAAAGUUGGAAAAAGGAAUCACCAUCAGUUUUGUGGGAGUAUAAAUGUUCCAACGCAUCAUUUCUGUUUUCCGUUCAAAACAAAGAGAAUAUGCGGCCAUUCAAGUGCCCGAUCAAGGAAGGCCGAAAUGACAAAGCAAUUAGGUGCCAUCCAUACUCUGGAGCAGUCUUUGGUGGUAGUGGUGAUGGCCGUGAUCUGUUCAUCAGUUCCAAUGCGAGCACUAACAAAUAUUCAAUGAGCAACCUUGGUGACACAUAUCAAGCUCCUCCAGGAUUUAAACCUGGAGUCCAACAAACCAAUGCUCUGUUGGCGGGCAGUUACGAAUUCACCCCAUCAGAAAUUGAAGUUUUCAGCAGUUAAACGAAGUUGCGCCAUGGAGAUAAGCUUGGUUUGAUGAACAUUUCAAUUUUAUGUUGGAACUAACAUGAAAAGUGUCCAAGUGUAACGACUGAUGCAAAAUGUGGGAUUCAUCAUAUUGGAUGGAGUCACCUUAGGCCAACUGUGCGAUGUAGAACUUAUAUUAUAAAUGAGAAGAUCAAACUUGUAUUGUAAAAUAACUGUUUAGUCCGACGAAUCUGAUUAUCUGAAUAUUGUAGGCAUAAAUUUCUUUAAGAAAUUAAGAAGUGUUAGUCAACCUAAAAUUAUGGUUAAUAAAUAAGCUUACACCGCCGCAAACGAUGUAACGAAAGACAAUCCUCGAGAAAUUUGGCUAAGAAAAAGACAUAUCUAAGGCCCUGUUCAUAUGAGCCGGGCUGGCCCGCUUUGCCGGGCUGACUCGCUAGAGGCGAGAUCCCGCUUCCUAAGUUGUUUCUAUAUGUUUUUGAAAUUUGAUUCACAUGGAAAGCGGGCCAGCCCGCUUUGGCGAGAUCUCGCUUGAGCGAGGCGAGAUCUCGGCAAAACGGGCUCAUAUGAACGCACUAGGCGGGCUAGCCCGGUAAACCGGGCUGAAAAUCGUCGAUCGCUUUCUCUACAAAUAUACCUUCAUAGCAUCAUUUCGCCAUUUUAUAUGUAUUUGCAAACCAAAAGAACACAAUACAUUUCAAAAAUUAACGAAAUAUAUCUGCCCAAAACCGCUGUAAUCAAUGCAAACAACAUUUUUCGAUUUGUGAAGCAUCAACAAAUGAUGUAACG